Messenger RNA from Capsella rubella, 867 nucleotides. RefSeq lists its product as uncharacterized. Bases 195 to 614 code for a protein of 139 amino acids. The transcript has a single exon. NCBI's taxonomy places the organism in Eukaryota, Viridiplantae, Streptophyta, Magnoliopsida, Brassicales, Brassicaceae. The record is from RefSeq and is a predicted model, not a curated record.
AGCUUUUUAAACUUCAUUACCAAAAUCAAAAAAACCUGAGCAAGGAACCGAAGAAAAGGACCAUUUUUUAUAACCCUUUUCUUCUUCCUUCUCCUUCCUAUCAUAACCCUUUCUUGGCACCCAAGGAACACACCUUCGGCGCCAAAUUUUUCUUCUUUCUUUUUAGGGUUUUUUUUUGAUAUUUUUAUUUGAGGAUGGGAACUGAAGUUAUAAGGCCACAAAAUGUUUUGGUUGACCGGAUGAGAGAGUCUCCGGCUAUAAUUUAUAACCCCCGGAGGAAUCAUGUUCACCGGAAACCACCUCCACGACCUGACCAAAGGAGAAGAUUCGGAUCCGAUGAGUUCAGAACGACGAUGACGACGAAGAACUUUGUCCGGAGAAGAGGAGAGUCUUUUGAUUCGUUUUCAAACAUCAAGGUACGUAAGAGUUCGCCGGAGGUCGUCUCCGCCGACAAUAUUUACGCCGGAUCAUCGAUGUUUGUUGUUUCUCCGGCGCCGAGCUCGUUACCUUUGCCGUCGUUCUCUAGGAGGGAUGAUAAAAACCAAGUUCUUGUUGUUUCCGUGGAUGAUUCGGCGUCUCAAGAUCUCCGGCGACUUCUCCGGCUGGAGUUUUGAGGAUAUCGAAUAAACCGGGAUCGUCAGCUAUUUAACCGGUUCAUUUAUAAGUUAUCGGAAUCGUCUCUCCGUUACUGUUUUAUGAAUCUUAUCCUUUCCUUUUGAAAUAAUAUUGUUGUUUAAGAAAGGGGCGGGUAUGAAAAAGAUGGUUUUAAAAGUACGGGGUCAGAUUUAGAAGCAAAAAUGUUAAAUACUUUUAGCUGAUUAUUUCAGUUUUUGUAUAAUGUGGAGGUUUAAUUAAAAUAUGAAAAUC